AUGGAUCCUCGAUUCCCCCGCGCAAAGUCGUCUACGACCAGACCGCCAACACUCAUUGACUCAUUGACGGACGCUCUGGCGCGACGAGAGACCAAGUCCGCCCGUCGCCGGCUCACGGUGCUACCCCAGACGGCCGUGGAUUUCUCCUCCAACGACUUCCUUUCUCUCUCCACAUCUGCCGCCUACCGAGACCGGUACCUGGCUCAUUUAAACCACGCGCCAGCAUCAUAUCCUUUUGCCAGCGGUGGUUCCCGACUGCUGGAUGGCAAUUCAGUCUAUGCGGAGGAAUUGGAGAAGUUCGUGGCUGCCUUUCACGGUGCCCCCACAGCUCUCUUGUUUAACUCUGGCUUCGAUGCCAAUGUCGGGGUCCUCUCCAGUAUUCCCCAGCCGGGUGAUUUGAUUCUUUACGAUGAGCUCAUCCACGCCAGCGCCCAUGAGGGCAUGCGGCUGUCUCGAGCCGGGAGUCGAAAGAUGUUCGCACACAGCUCGCCAUCGAGCUUGAGAGAUGUUCUCGCAUCGCAGAUUGCCGCGGAUAUGGGGGUGAAAGACGGCACGCGCAAUGUUUUCAUUGUUGUCGAGUCGAUCUACAGCAUGGAUGGCGAUGUGGCUCCAAUCAAAGCAUUCGUCAAGGCAGUUGACGAACUCUUGCCUUGUGGCAAUGGAUAUUUCAUUGUCGACGAAGCACACGCAACUGGUGUGGUCGGACCCCGAGGUGCUGGUGUUGUGCAGGAACUCGGUAUUCAGGAUCGCAUGUUCAUCCGAGUGCAUACAUUCGGCAAAGCAUUGGCGAGUCACGGAGCCAUGGUUCUAUGUGGGUCUGAAACGAGAGACUAUUUGAUCAACUACGCCCGGAGUCUGAUCUAUACUACGGCGCUGGGCUUCCCUUUCCUGGCAUCUAUUCGCGCUUCAUACGAGCUUCUAUCUUCAGGAGACACCGAACCCUUACAACGCCGGCUACAACAACUCAUCCAACAUCUCCGACGCCAAUUAGAUGGCUUGCAGGCAGGACCAUCAACCUUCUUCGAAGUGGAUCAUUUCCCAACAUCUCCUAUCUUCUCUUUGCGAACAUCACUGCCCCGACAGCUAGCGGGUUUCUGUCAGCAGCAUGGCUUUGUCGUACGCGCUAUUAUGCCGCCGACGAUUCCGGACGGCAAGGAACGAGUUCGGGUGUGUCUGCAUGCUGGCAAUACCACCGAGGACAUUGAUGGCCUGGUGCGAAUGAUUCAAUUAUGGCUGAACCGGCACCGAGCGACAAGAGUAGCCAAUUUAUAA
This is a messenger RNA of Penicillium alfredii, 1272 nucleotides long. RefSeq names its product aminotransferase class I/II-fold pyridoxal phosphate-dependent enzyme. Gene Ontology annotation, biological process: biosynthetic process. Gene Ontology annotation, molecular function: transferase activity; pyridoxal phosphate binding. The transcript is spliced from 3 exons. NCBI's taxonomy places the organism in Eukaryota, Fungi, Ascomycota, Eurotiomycetes, Eurotiales, Aspergillaceae. The record is from RefSeq and is a predicted model, not a curated record. The coding region runs from base 1 to 1272 and encodes 423 amino acids.